Messenger RNA from Rubroshorea leprosula, 929 nucleotides. Lineage: Eukaryota; Viridiplantae; Streptophyta; Magnoliopsida; Malvales; Dipterocarpaceae. The record is from the annotation of a GenBank genome assembly.
UUGUUAAAAAAAAAAAAGAAAAACUAAAAACCCUAUUACUCAGCCACCGUCUCUUAAAAGAAAAAACCCUAACCACAUUGAUUGCUUUGCCCAUCCAAUGGACUGAUUUUAUUUUCCUUUCUCUGUUUUCCUUUGGUUUCGAUGGCACUGUGUCUUCAACAUGGCGGCCUUUUCUUUCCCAAGUUUAAAUCCUCACCCAAUAAAAGAAAAACUGUUUUGGCGCGCACUUUCAACGGUCAUGAGUCUUCUCCUUCCUCUUCCAAUGGCUCUCUUUCCGUAAGACAGAAGAAAACUGUCCCAGGGAAGCCAGAGGCUGAUGUUGUUGUGAUUGAGAGUGGUAUUGGGGGGCUGUGCUGUGCAGGACUUCUAGCUAGAUACCAGCAGGACGUCCUUGUACUGGAAAGUCAUGACCAACCUGAGGGAGCUGCUCAUGCUUUUGAGAUUAAAGGCUACAAAUUUGAUUCUGGGCCAUUGUUGUUCUCUGGUUUGCAAUUAAGAGGUCCUCAAGCUAAUCCCCUUGCUCAGGUUCUAGAUGCUUUAGGUGAGUCAGUUCCGCGUGCAAAGUAUGACUCCUGGAUGGUUUAUAUACCUGAAUGUGAAUUCCUUUUAAGGACUGGCCCAACUGAAUUUUACGAGGACCUAGAGAAGAAUGUAAGCCGGAAUGCUGUUCAAAAAUGGAAAAAACUCCUUGUGGGUACCAUUUGUUAGACUUAUAACUGUCAACAUUUAAGACUUACAUCCAAGACUAACUGUUAUUUCUAUGGCUUCUGGUUCAAAGAACCGACACCAAGCCAAAAGUUUGACUUAUCAUUGUUAAUCCUCUUUCUGAUAAAGUUAAUCUCUUUAGGUCACCAAUAUCCUUUUAUCAAACUGUAACUCUCUAAAGAACUUCCUCCAAUCUUGAUUGUUGAUAAAUGAUAACCUAUCAG